This is a messenger RNA of Diospyros lotus (date-plum), 1854 nucleotides long. RefSeq names its product peptidyl-prolyl cis-trans isomerase FKBP16-3, chloroplastic. Bases 929 to 1510 code for a protein of 193 amino acids. The record is from RefSeq and is a predicted model, not a curated record. Gene Ontology annotation, molecular function: peptidyl-prolyl cis-trans isomerase activity. The transcript has 8 exons. Lineage: Eukaryota; Viridiplantae; Streptophyta; Magnoliopsida; Ericales; Ebenaceae.
CAAUCAUUUCAAUUCUCUUUUUCGUUUUCUUUCUUUGCUUUCUUAUGUUAAUUCUCAAAUUUCUGAAUGAAAAUUCUGUUGCCUGUUUCUUUCUUUCUUUUCAUCUUUUGCUCGGAAUUUUCAACACACCAUGUAUUCUGCAUUUGGGAGACAUCAAACGCUUUGCAAACUAUGUCAGUCUUUACGUUUCAAGGAUUGGCAUUUGCAUGGGCUCCAUUCAACAAAAAUUGAAAAAUUAGGAGCCAUGGAAUCAGAUUCUCGCCAUUACAAUUGAUACAUUUCCGGGCAAGUUUACGGAGAGGUUACGGUUGAAGAUUGAUUCAGAGCAGCAUAGUUGUAGGGUUUAGCAUUCAAAUUGAUGCCUGGGGUGCUACUUCCUUGAAGCGGCUUCUGAAAAACUAAAGGAAAAUGAUAUUUGUGCAGAGGCUUAGCCCGAAUUUGUGGUGUCCCACACAGUAAAAUUAUAAUUUUACCCUUCUUUUGCAUUUAAGUCAGUACAAAUAUCAGUGUUCUAAGCUUCAACCAGCAUUCUCAGGCUACGUAGUCUGAACCUUUACUACUUGUGCAACAAUUGAAACUAAAGCAGAAGGGAGAAUAUAAUUUUACCCUUCUUUUGCAUUUAAGUCAGUACAAAUAUCAGUGUUCUAAGCUUCAACCAGCAUUCUCAGGCUACGUAGUCUGAACCUUUACUACUUGUGCAACAAUUGAAACUAAAGCAGAAGGGAGAAUCUGGGAGAUUCAACUAGCAAGACAUAUGAUGUGCGCUAGGAUGAGGGUUCAACAUUUUCUAAAUGUUUUGCAACCAACAACCAUAUCCUUUGUGGAAACAAAAUCGGGGCUAUUGUACCUCAAUGCAGAGGUUCGGAACCUAAAGCGAGAGCUCCAAAGAUUCCCAAAUAUGCAGACUUGACCUUCAUCAAGCGCAGGGAUGCGAUUGGGUUGGGAUUCGGUGUUUCUAGCCUCUUCAUUAAUUUGUUUGAUGCUGAAGGAGCUGGAUUGCCUCCAGAAGAAAAGCCAAGACUAUGUGAUGAUACUUGUGAGAAAGAGCUUGAAAAUGUAUGGAUCUUCAGCAGCAUAUUACUUACUCUCUUUUAGACAACUGGCCCUUCAUGCCAUGCGCUCCAAAUUCCAGGUACCAAUGGUGACUACAGAAUCUGGAUUGCAGUACAAGGAUAUUAAAGUUGGUCAAGGCCCGACUCCCCCAGUUGGUUUUCAGGUAGCUGCAAAUUAUGUUGCCAUGGUUCCAUCUGGACAAAUAUUUGAUAGUUCACUGGAGAAAGGUCUGCCUUAUCUCUUCCGUGUUGGCUCUGGUCAGGUGAUCAAGGGACUUGAUGAAGGGAUACUGGGCAUGAAAAUUGGAGGAAAACGCCGACUCUACAUUCCUGGGCCAUUGGCAUUCCCAAAAGGGCUUACUUCAGCUCCCGGACGACCAAGAGUGCCUCCCAGCAGCCCAGUUAUUUUCGAUGUGAGUUUGGAGUACAUCCCAGGCCUCGAAUCAGAUGAAGAAUAGCGGAUGAUACACGCCGUUGCUUGAUGAAAUGCGCGCCCUCUGUGUCGGUCCUGGGCUCCAAUCACAGGAGCUCAGACAGAGAGCCGAAAAGCAAAAACUUGUAAUCUAUAUACAUAUAUAUAUAUAUGCACACGCUUCAUUAGUUGAUUCUUUUGACUUUGUAGAGAAGCAGUACUGUUGCUGCAUUCUGUAUCUCUCGAGUAAACUCCCUCAUCAGUUGCUUGUUCAGUUUGGAUCCGUACAUGCUUGCUAGUCAAGUUUUGGACCCUUGAGAAAUGGAGGAGACUAUUUGACAGAAUUUUCAAAAAAUUAUACAAAAGACCCCUUAGCAAAUGUUUAUUCUA